AAGUUCGACCGAACCGAUAAUUCAGAGGAAUUUUCUCUUCCUCUCUCUUUUUUUGUUUGUUUCUGAGGAAAAUGUGGUUGCUUUCGUCUUCUUCUUCUUCAUGGCUCUCUGAGCUCUCCUGUUCAUCGUCGGCGGUUAUAGAACCUACUACAUCUUCAGUUCCUGUAGCAAUCCAAUGGCUCAGAUUUGUUUUACUCUCUCCUUGCCCCCAGCGUGCUCUCUUCUCCGCCGUUGAUUUUAUUUUCCUCCUCGUCCUCCUCUGCGUCGCUCUUCGCAAGCUCUUUUCUUCUUCUUCUGAAAUCAACGGAAACGCUGAGAUUAGGAAACCUCUUAUCGGAGUCAGUGGAAGAAUCCCAACCAGAACAACCGCCUGGUUCAAAACGACAGUCGUAGUCACCGUUCUACUGUCGUUUUGCUCCGUCGUGCUCUGCGUUUUGGCCUUCACGGGCAAGCGACGGACUCAAAGACCAUGGAACCUCAUAGACCCGCUCUUUUGGCUUAUUCACGCCGUCACACACGUCGUCGUCGCCGUUCUCGUCCUCCACGAGAAGAGAUUCGCUGCUCUAUAUCAUCCCUUAUCUCUACGAAUCUACUGGAUUUCGAGUUUUGUCCUCACCACUCUCUUCGCCGUCACCGGGGUUUUCCAUUUUAUCUCCGACGCCGCCGCCACGAGUCUGAUUGCAGAAGACGUCGCUUCAUUCCUCUCCUUCCCGUUAACAGCCUUUCUGCUCAUCGCCUCCGUCAGAGGAAUCACCGGCCUUGUCACAACGAAGACCAACAGUCCUACGAAACCAUCCGACGCCGUUUCGGAGGACAACGUCUCUCUCUACGCAUCUGCUUCUGCUUUCUCCAAAAUGUUCUGGUUAUGGAUGAAUCCUUUACUCAGCAAAGGCUACAAAUCUCCAUUGACGCUCGAAGAAGUUCCGACGCUCUCUCCGGAGCACAAAGCAGAGAGGCUCGCGCUUCUCUUCGAAUCGAGUUGGCCCAAACCGUCGGAGAAUUCGAGCCACCCUGUCCGUACGACUCUACUCCGAUGUUUCUGGAAGGAGAUCCUCUACACGGCGAUUCUAGCCAUCGUCCGUCUCGGUGUCAUGUACGUUGGUCCCGUCCUCAUCCAGAGCUUCGUCGAUUUCACCUCCGGCAAGAGAUCUUCGCCGUGGCAAGGUUAUUACCUCGUCCUCAUCCUCCUUGUUGCGAAAUUCGUGGAGGUCUUGACGACGCAUCAGUUCAAUUUCGAUUCCCAGAAGCUUGGGAUGCUUAUAAGGUCAACUCUAAUCACUGCACUCUACAAGAAAGGUUUAAAGCUCACCGGCUCAGCGCGUCAGAACCACGGUGUUGGGCAAAUCGUGAAUUACAUGGCCGUAGACGCGCAACAGCUCUCUGACAUGAUGCUUCAGCUCCACGCAAUCUGGCUCAUGCCUUUGCAAGUGACUGUUGCACUAGUGCUUCUUUACGGAAGCCUAGGCGCGUCUGUUAUAACCGCGGUGAUUGGGCUGACUGGAGUGUUCGUCUUCAUCCUCCUAGGGACUCAGCGAAACAAUGGGUACCAAUUCAGCUUGAUGGGAAACCGAGAUUCUCGGAUGAAGGCCACCAACGAGAUGCUCAAUUACAUGCGAGUCAUCAAGUUUCAGGCUUGGGAGAAUCAUUUUAACAAGAGGAUCCUUAAAUUUAGGGAGAUGGAGUUUGGUUGGCUAUCCAAGUUUCUCUACUCCAUUGCUGGUAACAUCAUUGUCCUCUGGAGCACGCCAGUGCUUAUCUCUGCGCUCACCUUCGCCACCGCGCUCGCCUUGGGAGUCAAGCUUGAUGCUGGGACUGUGUUCACCACCACAACUAUUUUCAAGAUCCUGCAAGAACCCAUCAGGACGUUUCCUCAGUCUAUGAUAUCUCUCUCGCAGGCAAUGAUCUCGCUGGGGAGACUGGACUCAUACAUGAUGAGCAAAGAGCUGUCCGAAGACGCUGUGGAGAGAACCCUGGGUUGUGAUGGUAGUACUGCCGUGGAGGUCAGAGAUGGAAAUUUUUGUUGGGAUGAUGAGGACAGCGAACCUGCUCUCAGUGAUAUCAACUUUAAGGUUAAGAAAGGAGAGCUCACUGCGAUAGUUGGAACCGUUGGUUCAGGGAAAUCUUCCCUGUUAGCUUCGGUUCUCGGCGAAAUGCACAGAAUCUCAGGCCAGGUGAGGGUUUGUGGGAGCACAGGAUAUGUAGCGCAAACUUCGUGGAUCGAAAACGGGACGGUUCAAGACAACAUCUUGUUUGGUCUUCCAAUGGUUAGAGAGAAGUACAAAAAAGUUCUCAAUGUCUGUUGUCUUGACAAAGACCUACAAAUGAUGGAGUUUGGGGAUCAGACUGAGAUUGGAGAACGUGGAAUCAACCUUAGCGGAGGGCAGAAGCAGCGUAUACAGCUUGCACGUGCUGUAUAUCAGGAAUGCGAUGUAUACUUGCUCGACGAUGUUUUUAGCGCUGUGGAUGCUCAUACCGGUUCAGAUAUAUUCAAGAAAUGCGUAAGAGGAGCUCUGAAAGGCAAGACCAUAUUGCUCGUAACCCAUCAAGUGGAUUUCUUGCACAACGUUGAUUGCAUCUUGGUGAUGCGGGAUGGAAGGAUUGUUGAAUCAGGAAAAUAUGACGAAUUAGUCAGCUCCGGGUUGGAUUUUGGGGAACUCGUGGCUGCACAUGAGACAUCAAUGGAGCUUGUUGAAGCCGGUGCAGACUCUGCAGCAGCAGCAACAAUCGCGACAUCCCCAAGAACACCAAUGUCUCCCCAUGCACGCUCUCCGAGAAUGUCAAUGGACUCUCCUCACUUAAGUGAUCUAAACGAUGAACAUGUCAAGUCAUUUCUCGGUUCUCACACCGUAGAAGAUGGCUCGAAGCUCAUCAAAGAAGAAGAAAGGGAAACCGGACAGGUCAGCCUGGGAGUUUACAAACAGUACUGCACUGAGGCCUAUGGCUGGUGGGGCAUUGUGCUUGUUCUGUUCUUCUCUCUGACCUGGCAGGGUUCUCUAAUGGCCAGCGAUUACUGGCUUGCAUACGAAACAUCUGCCAAAAAUGCAAUUUCAUUUGAUGCUUCCGUUUUCAUUCUCGUAUACGUCAUUAUUGCACUUGUUUCCAUCGUUUUGGUGAGCCUUCGGUCAUACUACGUCACCCACUUGGGACUCAAGACGGCUCAGAUCUUUUUCCGACAGAUUCUUAACAGUAUCUUACACGCUCCCAUGUCGUUCUUUGACACCACACCAUCGGGAAGAAUUCUCAGUCGGGCAUCAACUGAUCAGACCAAUGUCGAUAUCCUUAUUCCGUUUAUGCUCGGACUUGUGGCCUCAAUGUACACCACUCUGCUUAGCAUUUUCAUAAUUACUUGCCAGUACGCUUGGCCAACUGCAUUCUUUGUGAUUCCCCUUGGCUGGCUUAACAUCUGGUACCGGAACUAUUACCUCGCUUCUUCCCGUGAAUUAACACGCUUGGACUCGAUCACUAAGGCUCCCAUCAUCCACCAUUUCUCAGAGAGUAUAGCUGGAGUGAUGACAAUUCGAUCAUUCAGGAAGCAGGAGUUGUUUAGGCAAGAAAAUGUAAAGCGUGUAAAUGCCAAUCUCAGGAUGGACUUCCACAACAAUGGCUCCAACGAAUGGCUCGGGUUUCGGCUAGAGCUGAUUGGGAGCUGGGUGCUCUGCAUCUCAGCUUUGUGUAUGGUAUUGUUACCCAGCAAUGUUAUCAAACCAGAGAAUGUAGGGUUGUCCCUUUCGUAUGGACUGUCCCUGAACUCGGUUCUGUUCUUUGCCAUAUACAUGAGCUGCUUUGUCGAGAACAAGAUGGUUUCUGUUGAAAGGAUCAAACAGUUCACUGAUAUUCCCUCUGAAUCCGAGUGGGAGAGAAAAGAAACCCUUCCACCUUUGAAUUGGCCCUUCCAUGGCGAUGUACAUCUCGAAGACCUCAAGGUGCGCUACAGACCAAACACUCCACUUGUGCUCAAAGGAAUCACUCUUGACAUCAAAGGAGGAGAGAAGGUUGGUGUGGUUGGACGAACGGGAAGCGGGAAAUCGACUUUGAUCCAAGUCUUAUUCAGGCUCGUAGAACCAUCAGGAGGAAAGAUUAUCAUAGACGGGAUUGAUAUAAGCACUCUAGGGCUACAUGAUCUCAGGUCAAGAUUCGGAAUCAUUCCGCAAGAACCUGUCCUCUUUGAAGGAACCGUGAGAAGCAACAUCGACCCAACGGAGCAGUACUCUGACGAAGAAAUCUGGAAGAGCCUUGAACGAUGCCAACUCAAGGAUGUUGUUGCUACCAAGCCUGAGAAGCUCGAUUCUUUGGUGGUUGAUAAUGGGGAGAACUGGAGCGUAGGGCAGAGGCAGCUUCUAUGUUUAGGAAGGGUUAUGUUGAAACGUAGCAGACUUCUGUUCCUAGACGAAGCAACCGCAUCCGUUGAUUCCCAAACCGAUGCCGUGAUUCAGAAGAUCAUUAGAGAAGACUUCGCGUCUUGCACCAUAAUCAGCAUCGCCCACCGGAUUCCUACAGUGAUGGACGGCGAUCGAGUCCUGGUCAUUGAUGCUGGAAAAGCGAAAGAGUUCGAUAGCCCCGCUCGUUUGCUGGAGAGGCAGUCUCUGUUUGCGGCGCUAGUGCAAGAAUACGCUCUCCGAUCUGCCGGAAUAUAAAACUUUUACGCCAGCCGGGAAGGAAAAUCAUGUAAUCGACUCAAAAUGUUUUAGAUUAAAAGGACAUCGUUGUUUCAGUGCAGCAACAAAGUAAAAUUUUAAUU
Arabidopsis arenosa is the source of this 4738-nucleotide messenger RNA. The record is from the annotation of a GenBank genome assembly. Lineage: Eukaryota; Viridiplantae; Streptophyta; Magnoliopsida; Brassicales; Brassicaceae.